Benincasa hispida (wax gourd) is the source of this 1751-nucleotide messenger RNA. RefSeq names its product Transducin/WD40 repeat-like superfamily protein (gene TRM82). Gene Ontology annotation, biological process: RNA (guanine-N7)-methylation; tRNA modification. Lineage: Eukaryota; Viridiplantae; Streptophyta; Magnoliopsida; Cucurbitales; Cucurbitaceae. Gene Ontology annotation, cellular component: cytosol; nucleus; tRNA methyltransferase complex. Gene Ontology annotation, molecular function: protein binding. The record is from RefSeq and is a predicted model, not a curated record.
AAUUCCCCCCAUUCUUUUAAAACAAAACCCUAAAUUGCAGUUCCCAGAAACGCCCUAAUUUUACUGUCAGUUCACUGGAAUAAUGGAAGAGACGACGGUAGAAGAAGGCGAUACCAACAAAGAUGUUGAGGUUGCUCCAGCCUUAAUUGCAGUUCACCCAACUGAGAAAUUUGUUGCCGUCGCCGUUGGCUCCGACCUGCGUGUAUACGAUCUCGUAGGUAAUUCUGCGGUUUCUUUGGUUGAUGAAUCUGGGGAACCGUAUCAUAAAGACUCCAUUAGAACGAUUUGUUAUGGUUCGAAAGGGAACCUUUUUGUAUCUGCUGGUGAUGAUAAGACGGUUAAGAUUUGGGCUACCGAGUCUUGGCGCUGUAUUUAUAAUGUGGUUUCUGAAAAACGAGUGAGUGCAGCUGCCAUUAGCCCUAAUGGUCUGCAUGUUUGUUUUGCUGACAAGUUUGGGGUUAUCUGGGUUGUGGAUCUUGAUGGAGGCGUUGAUGGAAAUCAGCCUCUGGUUAACAAGAAGGCAGUGUCCUUGCUUUCACAUUAUUGCAGUAUAAUCACGAGCUUGGAAUUCUCACUGGAUGGGAAGUUCUUAGUUAGUGCGGACCGUGAUUUUAAAAUUCGGGUGACAACAUUUCCCACAAAACCUGUGAAUGAAGCUCAUGAGAUUCAAAGUUUUUGUCUAGGCCAUACAGAUUUCGUAUCCUGCAUAGCCUUCAUUUCUAGCCUGGAGUGCUCACAUGGGUUUCUCAUCUCUGGAAGUGGCGAUUUAACUGUACGCUUAUGGGAUAUUCUCUCUGGAUCACUCCUUUACACUUGUGAAAUUGGAGAUAAGGUAGAACUCUUAGAGUCUAAAGAAAGAGAGGGCUGCCAUUCAGCUGUCACAAGUCUCUGCACGAUAGCCAAUGGUGCCCUUGUUGCGGUGGCGGUUCAAAGCUUGCAUGGAAUAAUUCUACUGAACUGUGACCUGUCAAAUCAUACUCUAUCUGUAGUCAAGGUGGUUUCUAUAAGUGAGGAGACAUUCAUCCCGACGAGCUUAUCGACCUGUUGGUCGACUGGGUACCUAUGGAUGGUAACCGGUGCCUCCAGUUUGCACAAUUUGGGGCACUCCUCUCUGGCCCGUGUCAAGGUCAUCAGUGGUUUCAACAAGGACAAUCCCGAUUCCACCACAAAUGAGGUAUCCAUACUGGAAGAUGAUGCAAUACCCGGGGGAAUGAAGCUACUUGAAAAAUUGCAGGGAGGUGUGACAUUCGACGAGAAAGUGUUCUUGGCAGCUGCUGAAGCUGUAAAAACUGCAAUGAGCAAUCUGUUGACUAAGAAACAGUAUUCCACAGAGAAGAGGGACUUCAGAAAGAGAACAAGAAAUGAUAGGAAGCUUAAACAAUGAUAUGAGUAUUCAUUAGUUCACACAUCAACAACAGUAUCCUGUUUAAUGUAAAAUUAGUCAUUUUUUCAACUUUUUUGGUUUAACGGAAGCUUUUAGUUAGAUUAUAUUGUGAUAAUGUUUUAAUUUAAUUCUGCAAGAGAAACUUGACGUACUUUAGCCGUAGUUUUCUUGGUCAAAGCCAUAUCAGUAAUAGGAAAUUAGGAAUGUACGUUGGCCCCCCAAUUAUUUUGAAGAAGCUUAUGUGCAAUGACCAAAAUAGCCCUCAGCUUCUGUUGGCCUCUUUCUCAUGGUUGAAAACUGGCCUUGGUUGGAUUGAAGGUUAUUAUUUUAUUUUUAUGAUGAAAUAUGAGUUAAAAUUGGCUUAUUA